GGGGGGGGAAGGCUACAGGUGAGCCAACGCGCAGGAGGCAACAGGUGAGCCGAAGCGGGACUUCCCCCUCCUCCCGCCGCCGCGGCCAGGUGCGAGGGAAGCAGCUGACUGGCUCUGGCGGGGAGCCCAGCCCGUCCCCAACAGGUUGGGCCACUUGUCCGUCAUCCCCGGGAACAAGGCCGAGCCGGGAGCGCCGCCUCCCCUUCUCAGUUCACCUGCCUGCUGGGCUACCUGUAGCAGCCUUCGCCUCGGCCCGCUUGCGUUUGGCUCUUAAGGCGCCGCCACCUCUCCGGGAGCAGAGAAAAGCAACGGGGCUGAAGGCAAGCAGACAUCCUGACCAGUAGCCACGCCAUGGGAAGGUGGCUAGCACUCCGGUCCUUUGGACUCGCCCUAGGCCUGAUGUUUGCCAGUGGUGGAUUUUUAUCGUGCUCGCACUGUGCGGUUGUAGGCGAGGCCAGCACAAGAGAAACAGUGCUCUGCGGAGUGCCCUCCAUGGGACGAAUUGUGGGUGGCACAGACGCCCAAAGUGGACAGUGGCCCUGGCAGGUCAACCUUAACUUUGACGGUCAUCAUGUCUGCGGAGGGACCCUCAUCACCCCCCAGUGGCUGGUCACGGCUGCACAUUGUUUCCCUCCAGUGAAUCCAAUAGACAGGUAUGAGGUGACCUUGGGGGCCUUUCAGCUUAAAAACCCCACGCCGGACAUCGUAGUGAAGCAGGUGGUGCAGGUGAUCAAACAUCCCGAGUUCACUGAUGAUGAAGGAUCGAAAGGGGACAUUGCCCUGGUGAAGCUCAAGGAAUCGGUUCCGUACACCCGGACGAUACGUCCCGUCUGUCUCCCUGCCUCCUCUGUCAGCUUUCCCAAAGGAAUGAAGUGUACAGUCACUGGCUGGGGCAAUGUGCUCACCUCUACAAGCCUUCCCUCACCUAUGACACUACAACAGCUUGAAGUGCCCAUAAUUGGGAUGGACACCUGCAAGUGCCUAUACAACCGAAACCCAGACCCUGAAGAUCCUCACAUUCUCCAUGAUGACAUGUUGUGUGCUGGAUUUGCUGAGGGAAAGAAGGAUGCUUGCCAGGGUGAUUCUGGAGGACCUCUCUCCUGUCGUGUUGGAAAUGCCUGGGUGCUGGCAGGAGUGGUGAGCUGGGGCGAUGCAUGUGGGGCUCCCAACCGGCCCGGCGUCUAUAUCCGUACUUCAGCCUACUCUGACUGGAUUAAGGAGAACAUUCCGGAGGUGGAGCUCAGCGAAGUGAAACCCAACGUGGAACCUGUCUCUGAAGAAGGCAUGUGCUCCAAUACUACUACUAGCCGGCCUGGACUUUAUGAUGGUAUCCAGCCCUCGCCAGGGUGGAAUCGCCCUAUCGUCCCUAGUAAAUUCCCCCCAGAAAAUGGGGCCCCUUCAGCUUGCAUGGCCAGUCUGCCCCUUCUGCUCCUUGUUCUCCUUCAGAGUUUAUAUUACCUUUUAUAAAUAAUACCUCAAAUAUGCCAAAACAUUGUAGCGGAAGAGUACUUUUUUUUAGUCCCCUACUCAUUGGUGGUCCUGCUAUUUCACAAUCUUACACCUCAGAUUAUUAUUUUGCACUCUCAAUUUAGUGCUGUUGGCUGUGACUCCAAAAAUAUCCGCAUGCUCUUCAAGCAGAAGUUUCCUUCAAGCUUUGCGAUUCAGUCUUGCGGGUACCUAGUGCCAGCAUCUUGAGCCUCAGCUUAUUGUAUGCUUUUUAUAUCCAGCCCUGCUAAGUUUUAUGUGUGUUCCACUUCCAUUGCUAAUCAGCUAACUUUUUAAUUCAUUUCAACCUUCCCAACGUUUCUGUAUUUCCUGUGUUAAUAGCAUGCCCCUCUUUGCCUUGCUUUAGAGAACAUACUUCUUUUAAGUUAUGAAAUUCCACUUACCCUCUUCCUCAAGUCAAUUCUUGAUCUGCUUUUGUGUCCGACCGUUCAUUAAUUCCUUCCUUCUGGCAACCUCUGACAACUCAUUCUUCAUACCCAUACCUGUAACCUUGAGCUAUCUCACGACAGAGACAUCUUUUCUCGUGCUUUGCUCCAAAGCCAGCCUGUCCCAAUACUUGCAGAGUGUGCCUGCCAUCUUGGUUCUUUGCAGUAGCAGUUUCCUCUGCAGCCCAUUCUCUUUUCUUAAGGAUCUACAGAGGCUUAGUCCUUUCUAAUUUAAGUCAGGAUCCACAUAAGAUUGCACGGCCACCACUUCUGUCUUAUGUUGACUGGCUUCCUACCAGGAAUUGCACUAAGUCUUCCCAAGCCAAAGAGUUGGUUGGAUCCUGUUAGUUCUUAAGUUCCAACUAUUGUUUGGUAGUCCCACCCUUCUUGAUACCUCAGAGGACAACUAAAAAUGCUUUAAGCUGUUCCGUACCUAUAUUCCUUGCUAGGGUAGGUGUGGGGGACCCUCCUCCUCCCAACCAAGACAAUGCUUGGUUCCUGGGUGGAGCAGUGGUGCCCACUGUCUAUAUUCAUCUUUCACCCUACACAGAUUGGAUCAAGAACACGGUUGGAGAAGUGGACGAAGGGACAUGUUCCACAGCAUCCACUCUGCUUUUUCCUCCCUGGAUUUUGGUGGCCUGCUG
Messenger RNA from Pogona vitticeps (central bearded dragon), 2575 nucleotides. Its product is annotated as serine protease 8. Gene Ontology annotation, biological process: proteolysis. The record is from RefSeq and is a predicted model, not a curated record. Gene Ontology annotation, molecular function: serine-type endopeptidase activity. Lineage: Eukaryota; Metazoa; Chordata; Lepidosauria; Squamata; Agamidae.